This is a messenger RNA of Lasiodiplodia theobromae, 858 nucleotides long. RefSeq lists its product as uncharacterized. Bases 1 to 858 code for a protein of 285 amino acids. Gene Ontology annotation, molecular function: catalytic activity. The record is from RefSeq and is a predicted model, not a curated record. Lineage: Eukaryota; Fungi; Ascomycota; Dothideomycetes; Botryosphaeriales; Botryosphaeriaceae. The transcript has 2 exons.
AUGGUGAGCAUGAACGCCGCCAAUAAAAUUCCGCUGUCGUUCUUCGAAGAUGACACGAUUGAGGCAGCGUUGUCGUCGGCCCCAUCGACGCCGGGCGAUACGGUCGCCGCCAGCAUUGUCAAGGCCGCUUUGAACGUGCAUAGAGUUGGCCUCGUCACUACAUCUGACGAUGAAGUCCGCCUCAUACCCUUCCAUGGCCUCUCCGCCGAAUGGAAGCUGACAGCCGAUCUCGAUGAAGAGUACCAUAUUUCGUAUCCGGGCUACAUCUCAUCCAAAAACGGCCCCAAAUCUUCCAACGCCACGCUCGACGAGAUCCAGCGCCAGAUUACGGGCGGAAACAUCCCAGCGACGGACUUCACUUACCUUGGUAGCGCAAACGACGACGCGGCCAACAGCGUCUUCGCCAAGAUCAUCUGCGGCGAGCUGGAGCAGUGGCGUGUGUGGGAGAGCGCGUCACACGUUGCAUUCCUCACGCCGUUCGGCAACACGCCUGGCUUCACCGUGCUCGUCCCGCGCAAGCCGCUCGGCAGCGACAUCCUCGCCAUGGCCGAGCCAGACCUGCGCGAGCUCACGGCUGCCAUCUGGGAUGUCUCGCACCUCCUGCAGAGCUCUCCCGCCCUUGGGGCGUCGCGGGUCGGCCUCAUCUUCGAGGGAAUGGAGAUCGAUUACGCGCACGCGAAGCUCAUUCCAAUCCUUGACAAAGACCUCGGCAACCCUGAGCAACAUGUUCCGGAGGCUAUAUUUACCGACGUGUACACGGGAUCCAUUUCGUCUAAGCCCGGUCCACCUGCGGAUCUCGAUGCGCUCCAAGAGCUCCAGGUCAGGCUUUUACGUGCUGCAGAGACGCAGAAGUCGUGA